Molecule: messenger RNA, 1447 nt
Organism: Helicoverpa zea (corn earworm)
Lineage: Eukaryota; Metazoa; Arthropoda; Insecta; Lepidoptera; Noctuidae
Gene: Taldo
Product: probable transaldolase
Exons: 7
Coding region: 118-1116 (332 amino acids)
Biological process (GO): carbohydrate metabolic process; pentose-phosphate shunt, non-oxidative branch; pentose-phosphate shunt
Cellular component (GO): intracellular anatomical structure; cytoplasm
Molecular function (GO): transaldolase activity
Source: RefSeq, a predicted model, not a curated record
AUGAUUGUGUGUAUGACGUUUAUAUAGUCAAUUCAAUCGUUUUUAUUCACGCUCCACUUAUUAGCGUCGAGUGAUUGUAUUAACACUUUCAGGUUCCGUUCAGGUAAAAUCUUCAGUAUGAGUGGUGAACCCCAAGCGAAACGUACCAAAAUGAGCGCCCUAGAGCAGUUAAAACAAUAUUGUACGGUGGUGGCCGAUACCGGUGAUUUUGAAGCAAUGAAGGAGUACAAACCAACAGAUGCUACUACAAAUCCAAGUUUGAUAUUGUCUGCGGCUGCCAUGGAGCAGUACCAGCAUAUACUUGAUAAAGCCAUCAAAUAUGCGAAGGAGGUUGGCAGCACUGUGGAAGAGCAAGUAGCAGAGACCCUGGACAUGCUCAGUGUAUUGUUUGGUUGUGAGAUACUUAAGAUCAUUCCUGGGAGAGUCUCUGUGGAAGUUGACGCCAGAUUGUCCUUUGAUAAGGAUGCCAGCAUAUCCAAGGCUAUCAAGCUGAUCAACAUGUUUGCUGAAUAUGGCAUUAAGAAGGAACGCAUUCUAAUAAAGUUGGCUUCAACUUGGGAAGGCAUCCAAGCAGCAAGAGAAUUAGAGAAAAAACAUGGAAUCCACUGUAAUUUGACCUUGCUGUUCUCUUUGUACCAAGCUAUUGCUUGUGCUGAAGCUAAUGUCACCCUUAUAUCACCAUUUGUUGGAAGAAUUCUGGAUUGGUAUGUUGAGCACACAAAGAAGACAUAUGAAGGUAAAGAAGACCCUGGCGUCGUGUCAGUCACUCGCGUAUACAAUUACUACAAGAAAUUUGGCUACAAGACUCAAGUGAUGGGAGCAUCUUUCCGUAACACUGGCGAGAUUCGCGAGCUAGCCGGCUGCGACCUGCUUACCAUCAGCCCUAAGCUUUUACAAGAGUUGGCAUCCAGUGAGCAACCACUGAAGAGAGUUCUGGACCCAAAGUUUGCUGCUCAGUGUGACAUGGAAAAGAUUUCCCUAAGCGAGUCGCAGUUCCGUUGGCAUCUUAAUGAAGAUCAGAUGGCUACUGACAAACUUUCGGACGGAAUCAGGAAAUUUGCUGCUGACACAAGAAAACUUGAGACUCUUAUCAAAGCUCUAUUGGCUAAGAAGUAAAUAUGAAAAAGAAAAAUGCACACUAACUGGGGUUAAGAGGCACAAUUAGGCUAAGCUUAAAUUUAAGCAUAAGGAGUGAUUUAAAUAAAUUGUUUUUCAUAUAUUUUUACGAGGUUUUCUUGAGGUUUUUUUAUAUGUGUUAUUUUUACAUUGUUAAUUAGAUAACUUCCUAUUGUAUUCCAUUUUCUAUUACUAACCUGUUGUGUGUGUGUGUGUAACACACCUGUUGUGUUGUAAAAAGGGACCGCAAAAUUAGUACAUUCCAGUACAAAUUGUUGUAUAAAUCUUUAUUGGAGGGUUUAGAAGAUACCUAUUAAACUAUUUUCAAAAA